AUGUUAGUUACUAAAGUCAUUGAAAGGAGUAUUGUUUCAGCUCACCCAGCCGAUAGUCCUUUCUUACCUUCUAGCGACCAAUGUGGUAUAGAAUCUUCAGAUAGAGUACUUGGAGGAGAGGUAGCUGGUUUGUCCGAAUUCCCAUGGAUGGUCCUUGUCGAAUAUCAGAAAGAUAAUGGACAACGUGGAUUUUACUGUGGUGGAGUGUUGAUAAGUUCGAAAUACAUACUGACUGCAGCUCAUUGCAUCAAAGGAAAAGAUCUUCCGAGAUCUUGGAAACUGGUUAGUGUACGUCUAGGAGAAUUCAACACUGAGAACGACACAGACUGUGUUCACAUUGGUAAUCGUAAGAAGCCAGUUUGUGCUCCACCUCCACUAAAUAUUCCAGUAGAAGAAACCAUCGCUCAUGAGAGUUACAAUCCAUACGAUGUCAAUCAGUACCAUGACAUUGGUCUGCUUAGGCUUGCCAGAGAAGUCACUAUGUCAGCAUUUGUGAAACCCAUUUGUCUUCCAAAAUCUUCAUUCGAUCAGGCAAUAGAGUUCUCUGGUAAAAAUCUGACAGUUGCUGGUUGGGGUAGCACUGGGGAAAAGAUGGAAAGUCCUGUGAAAAUGAAAUUAGUGGUGAUCAACCUGAACGUCGGUCAGCUUUGCGCAGGCGGCGUCAAAAACAAGGAUUCCUGCCGAGGUGACAGCGGCGGCCCUCUGAUGAGUCUAUACGCGGACGAAAUGGGGGAGAUAAACUGGUACUCGAUCGGCGUGGUCUCCUUCGGACCGUCUCCGUGCGGAAUGGAGAAUUGGCCGGGAGUGUACACCAAGGUCGCCAACUACGUGCCCUGGAUCGUUUCGAAGUUGAGAGGGCAAAAUAAAGGUGUUUUUAAUAUUUUAGAUGCACAGGAGUUAUGUUUGACACCUGUAAACUCUAGAGGAGACUGUAAAUCGAUAGAAGCUUGCCCAAGGCUGUACAAAAUGCUCACACACAGACCUAUUACCAGACAAGAUGCUAACUAUCUCAGGGAUUCCAUGUGUGGUUUCGAAGGCAGAUUACCUAAAGUAUGCUGCCCUUUUGAUGAGCCUGAAGUAACAACAACAAGAAGACCAUACGAAUUUGAUAAUGGCUCUUCUUUAGGUGUGGAUCUUCUACCCUCUAAAGUCAUUUGUGGCUUCAAUGUUCCUGAUAGAAUAUAUGGUGGCAAAGAGGCUGAUCUCAAUGAAUUUCCUUGGAUGGCCCUUAUACAGUAUCAAAGAGAGAAUGGCAGACGUGGAUUCUAUUGUGGAGGCGUUCUAAUCAAUUCUAGAUAUGUACUCACUGCUGCCCAUUGUGUAAAAGGAAAAGAUAUUCCUCGUUCAUGGAAAAUUGUGGGGGUUCGUCUUGGCGAAUACGAUACUGAAUCUGACAUAGAUUGUAAAGACAAUGGCCUGACAAUGGCCAGGCAAUGUGCUCCACCUCCUGUAGAUGUCCCUGUAGAAGAAAGGAUUGCGCAUGAACAGUACGAUCCGUACAAUUCGAAUCAGUAUAACGACAUUGCAUUAUUGAGACUGAGUAGAGAUGUAAAAUUCACAGAUUAUGUUCGCCCUGUUUGCCUUCCAAGGACUGCUUCAGACAGAAGGAAAUCGUUCGUAGGUAAAACGUUGACAGUUGCAGGUUGGGGAAAAACUGAAAAGAGAUCAGAGAGUUCUGUGAAAUUAAAACUGGAUAUUCCCGUUAGGAGCAACCAAGAAUGCGGCGAAAUCUACGAAAGCGCAGGGGUGACGCUCAACGGCGGCCAACUCUGCGCUGGGGGUGAGAAGGGCAAAGACUCCUGCAGGGGCGACAGCGGAGGCCCGCUCAUGACCCUCUACGAGGACGAGAACGGAGAGAUAAACUGGUACUCGAUUGGCGUGGUCUCGUUCGGACCGUCGCCCUGUGGAAUGGAGAAUUGGCCGGGGGUUUACACCAAGGUUGCUGAUUUCGUGCCGUGGAUCAUCAGCAAGUUGAGAUUGUAGGAGUGAAAUAAUAAGUGCCCAAAUUUUGGUCUCCAUUCCUUUUAUUAUUGUUUUUUUGGAUUUUGAUUUUCCAUUCGAUGAUAUACUGUGUGUCAGUUGGCCCGAGGAAAUAUAAAUUAAGAGAUUUUUC
Phaedon cochleariae (mustard beetle) is the source of this 2113-nucleotide messenger RNA. The record is from the annotation of a GenBank genome assembly. Lineage: Eukaryota; Metazoa; Arthropoda; Insecta; Coleoptera; Chrysomelidae.